This is a messenger RNA of Aspergillus aculeatus ATCC 16872, 1098 nucleotides long. Its product is annotated as heme-dependent oxidative N-demethylase family protein. Bases 1 to 1098 code for a protein of 365 amino acids. The transcript is spliced from 4 exons. NCBI's taxonomy places the organism in Eukaryota, Fungi, Ascomycota, Eurotiomycetes, Eurotiales, Aspergillaceae. The record is from RefSeq and is a predicted model, not a curated record.
AUGACUAUUCUUUUCACCACCCCCAUGUACUCUCGGCGGGCAAUGAAUACCUCUAUAUGCGUUGGAGUCGCGUUUGCGUUUCUUUUCCUUAUCAUUUCGAAGAUCCGAACGACCCUCUUGUCAAGACGGGUCUUCACACCAAGCAAUGAGGUGAACUGCAGUGACCUCAAGCCAUACCCGGCUCAACCCAUCAAAGGUCGAGAGAGGUACCGAGUGAUGAUGGACGUCCGCAGGUUAGACGUGGUAAACUGGCUCACUGUCGACAACAACUACAUGGAUGAGCAUGUUGUUCGGGGUCAAUUACUGGAGAAGGAAAAGAGUAAAGUGCUGCAAUGCCUCCCAGAGUCAUACGACGCGUGCAUGGAAGCAUUGGAGGAGGUGGUCGACUUCCUUUGUCAACGGUUCUCGAGCGUGUUCGAACGAAAGAAGUCCGGUAACGAGUGGACUAUCCAUAACAAGAUGACGGGUGAGACGUUUGUCUUUGGUGGAGAGAAUAAGGAAAUCGAUCCGCUCGAGGUUGCCGUGAGGUUGACGAUGGAGGAUCUGAGCAUCCUGAUGAAGAACGAAGACGACGAAUACUAUCUAGCGGCCAGCGCAAGUCUAUUCCCGGUGGGAUGGACGGUGCAGGAACGCAUCGGAUGGACGAUCUCUAAACUUCACAAUCCUGUGCCUUUGUGGCACCAGCAAGUCGCUAACUCUGUCAGCAAAUUUCUUGCUCGUCUGACCCCAGAGUCCCCGAUGGAAAGAUCCAAUUACUUCGUCGAAGUAAAAAGACCUGACGAAGAACUGUUCGAUAUCCUCUACCGCCCGACUUCGUUGUCCGAAGACAAUCCAGAUCCAUCCCCGCAGGAUAUUGUGAUUCGACGUGAGCGUCAGACAUUCCGUCGAUUACCUCGUACGGGAGCGAUUGUGUUCGGUGUCAAGACUUUCUUGACAACAUUGGAGGAACUGCCAAUGCAAGAGCUGCAAAAUCUCGCAAAGGAGAUCAAGAGUUGGCCCGAGUAUGUGGGAGAAUACAAGGGUCGGGAAAUUUGGGGACCAAGAGCACUCGAGUUUUGUGAAAAGAAAACUCGGAUGAUGGAAAAGCAGGAGGUCUAA